Molecule: messenger RNA, 1201 nt
Organism: Trichomonas vaginalis G3
Lineage: Eukaryota; Parabasalia; Trichomonadida; Trichomonadidae
Product: organellar and viral DNA polymerase type B
Exons: 1
Molecular function (GO): nucleic acid binding
Source: RefSeq, a predicted model, not a curated record
AUGCACUAUGACUUCUUCUUGACAAACAUAAAGAAUCUUACCGAAAUAAAGAUGUAUGAUUUAACAGAAUAUGAAGGCUUAACGAUGUCAGAUGUAAAGAAAGGCAAACCAAAAAAGAGACCCUAUAGAGAUGAAAGCACACUGACAAAUGACCAGAAAGCCAUUUUGGAAGCUCUUAAGCAAACAGGAAACCCAGCACUUAUAGAAAGCUUUUGGAAAGAUAAUGGUGAUAAGAAGUUUUAUAAGAAGAGAAGCGGUCAGUUCUGGAAGUAUCUUUGCACAUUACCUAUAAAUCUUGAACGCUACCAAAUCUUCAAUGAACUGAACAAAAGAACUGCAACACUUAUGACAGAAGACAAUUGUUUCGUUUAUGCUUGCAUUCAGGCUGGAGUAGAUGAAGAAACUAUUGACCACAUGAGAGAAGUCAUUCGUGUUAGAGACUUUCCUCAAAGUAAAGUACAAGAAAUUUCUGACGCAACAGGUAUAGCAUUUAAUGUUACCAUUGGUUAUUUCAAUGACUCAAGACAUAAUGAAAUAAAGAGAUACAUACCAAAAGAAUGUAAAACUGUUAGAACUAUUGACUUACUUCUUGUUGAAGACCACUACAUGCUAAAUGAAAGAUUACCAAUGACAACAUAUUUCAUUCGCAACUAUAUAGAAAUUCGCAAAGCUUGUGGUGGAAUGAACAUUGAGAAACAGAUGAAGAUUUAUACAAAGAGAGAAGAUAAAUAUGUAGUUCGUUAUGAUAGAACAACACCGUUAUGGGAUGUUAUGAAAACAUUGUGGGAGUGCAAAUAUUUCGAACCUAUUUCUUAUGGAGAACUUUUCACAUAUACUACUGACUUAUAUAAACAGAACCUUGCACCAUUUAAAGACUUGUCAUAUGCUCCAAAGUAUUGUGUACAACUGAAGAAGAAAGCAGAGUCAAAAGAAGUAAAUAAAAAUAAGUGCAAGUUCAUUCCUGAGCACGUUUUCUUUGCUGACUUUGAGUGUAGCACAGACGGCUUUCAUAAAGCUUUUAACAUCUGUUAUGACAGUGAAGAUGGUUCAGUGAGUGAAAGCAUUUGGGGUCAGAACUGUGCAACAGAAUUUUUGGAACGACUUCCUGACAAGAGUUUAAUAUAUUUUCAUAACCUCAGUUAUGAUAUAAACUUCAUCUUAAGACACAUGACAGAAGUGAAAGGAACUCCCAUCAUUAAAG